UUGAUUCUAUUUCAGAAUUUACCACAAGGGAAAGUAGUCUGGGCUUCAGUUGAUGCAGAUGCUCAAGCGGGUCUUGCAACGCGGUUCCAAGUAAACAAGUAUCCAACUUUGAAGUUAUUCCGCAAUGGCGAAGUUGUACGAAAAGAGUACAGGAGUCAACGUUCCGUCGAGGCUCUUUCUGAAUUCAUUCAGAAGCAGUUAGAUUCUGGUCUUCAAGAAAUUCCUAGUAUAGAUGAACUGUAUCGAAAGUUGGAUGCAGGAAAACGAAAUGUAGUGGCAUAUUUGCCUCAACUAAGUGGACCCGAGUACGACAGUUUGAAGAAAGUUGCCUCGGUCUUGAGGGAAGAAUGCACUUUCUACGUUGGAGCAGGUCCGGCUUUUUCUGAUCGCACAGCGCAAGGUCCAACAGUGCACUUCAUGGCCAAAAAUUCGCAAGAAGGCAUGCAGUACCCUGGAGACAUGAAAAACUACGACGUAUUGAAGUAG
Messenger RNA from Cooperia oncophora, 486 nucleotides. The record is from the annotation of a GenBank genome assembly. Lineage: Eukaryota; Metazoa; Nematoda; Chromadorea; Rhabditida; Trichostrongylidae.